Molecule: messenger RNA, 4309 nt
Organism: Psammomys obesus (fat sand rat)
Lineage: Eukaryota; Metazoa; Chordata; Mammalia; Rodentia; Muridae
Gene: Fam234b
Product: family with sequence similarity 234 member B
Exons: 13
Coding region: 96-1970 (624 amino acids)
Molecular function (GO): protein binding
Source: RefSeq, a predicted model, not a curated record
ACACCUUUCGCGCUCGCAGAACCCACGCGCGGCCCGCAGCGAACUACACUUCCCGGCAGGACGCGGCGCGCGCACGCGCACGGGGGCCCUCCGCCAUGGCGACAGUGCUGUCCAGGGCGCUCAAGCUCCCCGGGAAGAAGAGCCCAGACCUCGGGGAGUACGACCCUCUCACCCAGGCUGACAGCGAUGAGAGCGAAGAUGAUCUUGUGCUUAACUUGCAGCAGAAGAACGGAGGGGUCAAAAACGGGAAGAGCGCCCUGGGAGACCUGCCGGAGCCGGACUCAGAUGCAGACGUGGCUGGGGCUGCAAAGCCACACCUUUCAGAAGCUGCCCCAGAAGGUUUCCCCUCAGAACCCCUCGGGGGUCUGGAGCAGAAGGCCACCUCUUCCCUGGUGUCCUAUGUGCGCACAUCUGUCUUCCUGCUGACUCUGGUGAUCUCAAUGGUCUUGGUACUCCUGUGUGCCUUCCUCAUCCCCUGUCCUCCCAGAGACCUGCAUAGCACUUGGAGCCGGCACCUGGGCUCCCAAGGAGGCGGGGACCUGUCUCCCCUGGAGCUGGCUGACGUGAAUAGAGAUGGCCUGCGAGACGUGCUUCUCUCCUUUGUGACAACCAGGAAUGGGACUGAAGGAGGUGGAGGCUCGCAACCAGCUGCAGAUCUUGUGUGCCUUUCGGGGAUGAAUGGCAGCACGCUGUGGUCCAGUCCCCUCCCGGAGGAGGCUCAAGAUGUCACAUGCUUGGACCUGAUGCCAGGAAGCAUGGCCAAAACCAUCUGCCUUGUGACAGGGACUCGAAAGCUGCUCAGCGCAUUCAAUGCAACGUCAGGGAAAGUCAUCUGGACUCUAAACCCAAACUAUCUGUCCAAUGGCACCUUGGCUGCCCCGGUUGUGGUGCUGCCAGACUUGGAUGAAGACGGAGUCAGAGAUCUGGUGGUGCUGGCCAUUGGAGAAUUGCAGCCAGAUCUGUGUUUUCUGCUGGUCUCUGGUAGGACAGGGAGUCCAGUGGGCCGACCUGUGAAGUACAACAUCGUGGGAGUAGGGAAUCUGAUUGGUCCCCAGGUUUACAUCACCGCCAGUGGGGCUGUCUACAUCCUGUUUGGCUUUGGAAACAUACAAGCUGUCGCCCUGCGGGACAUUUUUGUUCAGGCUCAGAAUCGGGACAGCUCACCACCCUCUCUGCAGAUAGAAGAGCCGGAAUGGGAGAAGCGCAGAUCUGUCAACCUUUCUGAGCUCAUUGAUGUUUACAGUGAUGGAGUUGAGCUUCUCCAGUUGGUGAAGGCACCAGAUUCCAACGGCAGCAGCCUCCUGAUCACAACCAGACAAGGCCUGGUCCUGCUUCGGGGACAAGACCUUACGCCUCACUGGAAACUGAGCCUUCAAGGCCUGCGCAGCCAGCCCACUCCUGGCUAUUUCACUGAUGACCAGACAUUGGACUUCCUUCUGCAGACACAGGAUGGAGUUGGGAUGAAAAAGAUGAUGGUGGUAGAUGGUGGUUCUGGCUCCAUUGUCUGGAGUCACAGUAUCCCAUGUCACAUGAAAGAAAUACCAACCACUUCUGCUAUUACCUCAGACCAGAAGUCUGUCUUCCUCUUCUGGGCAGAAGCACUGACUACUGCAUCUCUCAGUUCUGAUGAGAGCCCAGGAGCCGAGCCUCUGGGCCUUUACCACCUUUACCUCCUGCACCCAGCCUUCCCCUCUAUCCUCCUGGACCUGAGCAACACCACUGGCAUAGUGACAGCUUCAGAGGUUGGAAUCAAUGACAUCUGGAAGGACGCCUUUUAUGUCACCAGGACAACAGGGAUGAGCCCUGAAGGACACCCCACCUCCCUGGUGGUCAGCAAGCUUAGCCUGCGCUGGGCACUCAUGGAAGGCCAGAUGGUCCAGCUGACGGAGACCACUCCUAAAAUUGGCCGUGGGGAGCUUCGAAGAUUCCUCUCUAGGAUAAAGUUUGUUGAUUCUCCCUACCAGAUCUAGUGCGAUGGAGUCUUCAGACUCAGAAGGACCGUAUGGAGUGGCUCUUAACUGCUGUGUCAGUUCUCUGGAGAGAAGAUGACCCGAGGGUCAUGCAACACUUGGGAGAGCACGUGGGCAUUGUGUUGGAGCUGUGUGGUGCAGCCCGAUCUGCUUGGCUGGGCUAUCUCACGACCUUCCCAUCCCUGCACUAACCCCCUUCUCCUGGGAACUCUGUGUGGAUAGUUUGGAAAUGUGAAUCUUAUAGCUGUUAUUAUUUUUUUGUACCUCUAAUUUAUAAACCCUUGCUGGGAAAUCCAGUGGCCUACAAAGCAGGAUAUAUGUUGUUUUGCAUUAGGCCCCAUGUUUGUGUGUGUGUGUAUGUGCACGUGUGUGUCUGUGUCUUUGUGUGUCUCUAGUGUCGUAACAAUUUUUUUUGUGUGAUAUGCCCCAAGCUUCAGGGAUUCCAUUUCUUGUCCUUGUGAACUUCAUCUGGUUCAGCCAUCUUGAAGUGUAUGGAUGGCCUGCCUCUGACCCUGAGGGUCACACAGCACUGUCCUGUAUUCCCUCCGCCUGUACUGUGGGUUCCUUCUCAACUCUAGACAGCAGUGAGAAACACUGGAAGUUAAGAUGGGGCUAGUUAUCCAGUCUCUUCAUCUUUCUGUCUCAACUCUCCACCGGUGUUAAGUGGUCAUGAGAACAAAUGUGUUUCUAUCACAAAGAGAGCAAGGGAAAGAGUUUCCAUGGCUCCUCUGACCAGGUCCUUAUGUCAUGCCCUAUGAGCUUUUGAAGGCUCUGAAGCUAUGAUCUUGGAUUCUACAGUAACGGCAGAAGGGUUUGCAUGCAUGUUGUCCUCAGCUUAAGGGUUAGUCCCAUGGCCUUGUCCUGCUGCAGCUCCACUCUCUUGCUCUGAGUCUUCUCUGGGGCAUCUGCAUCUUCUCUUCCUCUCUUCCCCCGCUUCCUCUUCUAUUCAGGGAUCUGUUUCUGGACUUUUGCUUCUUGGGUCCAGUAUGCAACCACUCUUCCCUGUGUUCUUCGAAGCAUUACAUUCUGGUGUAAAUACUGUAACUUUUUAUAAUGAUCAAGUUCUUUAGAAUUAUCCCCAUCCUUUUCUUCCCCCUUCUAUGUAAAUAUGUGACCUCUUUGAACCUUCCAAAUGUCUGUGUCGUUGUCUGAUAUGCCAUGUGUUCUGGUGGCCAAUGAAAAUACAUAUCUUCUUGAGUGAAAACCAGAUUCCCUCCUCAGUUGGACUUGUACCUUUUUAGCUUGUAUAAGUAAAGAGAUCCCAGAAAACUAGCUUCUAGAUUGAAGGGGCUAUGAAUUGCUGACAGUAGGUGUUAUGGGGAACAGAAGUUAGUACUCAGUACAUCCUACAGAUUGGCCACACCAGCCUUGUUGGCACCUCUGCCAUAAGAUGCAAAAAGCAUUUUUGGAAGUUGUAUGGGACCAGGUUGACUUUGGAAGGGUAAGCAAUGAGUAGGAUACCUUAGAGUCUGAAGAUGAUUCUAGGUUCAUUUCUAGUAAGUUGAAUUUUUGCUAAUAAAAGGCUUAGGAGUCUAGUUUGGAUUAAAGACUUCUUAGGACCAAUUUAUAGUGGACCAACUUGUCAAAUGGGUGGUAGACCUAUAGCCUGGUCCAGCCCCUGUAGAUGUAGUGUGUUCUCUGCAGUGCUGAUGUUCUUCUUGGAGAAGACAGCCAGUGUGGGAAGGAUAAGAUCCAAAGAUGCUUAAUGGAGCCCUGUUUGGGUGGUGUUGCUUGGGCUGGAAGCUGUUUAUGCCGGUUGAGUCUUCGAUGAGAGAAAGCUAAAUAGUGUCACUGAUUCUCUUUGGUGUUUUGAUAAAUAACACCCUAAUUUGUCCUUAUUAGAAGAGUGAAUCACUUCCUUGCUAAAAGCAAUGGAAAUCCUAGGCUUACUUCCUGUUACAGCUGGUACAGAAUGGUAGCUAAGGGUUGAGACAGCUUCAUCUGGCCAAUGUGAGUGCUGGCCCUGUCAAAUGCCUCCCUAAGGUCCCCCACCUCCUUGCAGGCAACAACUCACCAGAUACCCAAGAUAGGAAGUGCUCAGUGUGGGGUGGCCCAAAAAACCAACCUGACCACUACUUGAAGUAAUGCCUCCUGCAAUGCAAGGGGGUGGCCCCCCUCCUCCCCGCCUCUUGCCUCUCCUCUCCUUUCCAAGCCCUCCCCAUCUGCCUGGCACAAUAUCCGCACCAGCCCUCAAACAUGUGGUGUGAUAACAAAUAACCCCAAGGAAUGUGAAUUGCUGUCCACGUUACCUGUGUUGAGGAGCCAGUGGAUCUGUUGCCAGAAAGCACCGUUUAAAAUGUGAACUGUUAUAGAACAAAUAAAUGCUGUGUAUGGGAAUA